Paramecium octaurelia is the source of this 864-nucleotide messenger RNA. Lineage: Eukaryota; Ciliophora; Oligohymenophorea; Peniculida; Parameciidae. The record is from the annotation of a GenBank genome assembly.
AUAUUAAUAUAGAAAUUAAUGUUGAGAAAGUUUAAAAUAGCAUGUAUUUAAAAUGCAAUUACUGCCACUAAAACCUAAACAUUGGCGUUAGUUUAAGACUAAAUCAAAGAAGCAGCAAUCCAAGGAAGUAAAGUCUGCAUUCUUGGAGAAUGCUUUAAUAGUUACUAUGUAAAAGCGUAGCUUUAAAACAAUGCUGAAGAUUUUGGGAAAACUGGAGAAAGGUAAACACUUGAUCUAAUAAGCGAAAUUUCAAAAUAAUUUGGAAUUAUGAUUAUUGGAUCAAUUCCUGAAAAGAGUGGAGAUAAAAUGUACAAUACAGCAUUUUGUUUCAACAAUGGUUAGUUGUUAGUAACAUAUCGAAAAACUCAUUUAUUUGAUAUAGAUAUUCCAGGAAAAAUAACAUAUAAAGAAUCUUUAACAUUUUCAGCAGGUGAUAAUUAUAAAAUAGUGGAUACAGAAUAUGGUAAAUUUGGAAUAGGAAUAUGCUAUGAUAUUCGUUUUCCUGAAUUAGCUUAGGUCAUGAGAGAAAAAGGAUGCCAUUUUUUAGUUUAUCCUGGAUCAUUUAAUCUUACAACAGGCCCAUUACAUUGGGAAUUAUUAUUAAAAGCUAGAGCAGUUGAUUAUUAAUGUUAUGUUGCAGGAGUAUCAUCUGCCCGAUAUAUGGGAACUGAUGAAUCAAUAUACAAAGCUUGGGGCCAUUCAACAUUUUUAGAUCCGAUGGCUAAAGUGCUGGCUACAUGCGAACAUGAUCCAUCUGUAAUUAUCAGUGAGGUUGACUUAGAUUACUUGGAAUAGGUUAGAUAACAAAUUCCUGUAUCUUAAUAAAGAAGAAAUGAUAUUUAUGAAUUAAUUUGCAAAAAAUGA